CCCGUGCGUUUGGCGGCGGACUGGGCUGGUGGCAGUCCGGGAGUUGAGGUGCUUCAGGAGUCGGCCGACUAAUAAGACACAUGCUGAGAUGAAACUUCACCCAGGGAUAUCUCUUUACAGAACAUGGUUCAGUAAUUGCUGUGACCAGCGCCAUUUGCCUUCUCUCCUUGCAAAGAGAAUUUCGCAUUUGGUAGACCUGAAUACCUUUCAGCGCAGCUCCUUGUGGAGCGCAGUGAGUUCUGUUCUGUUUAAUAACUGGUCAAGGAGAUAUCACCAGACCUCAGCAACACUGUGGAACCACGAAGCCCUGCAAAAAUAUCUGCAGACUUUAAGCCAAGAGUAUCAAAGGAUUAGUCAGUUGCUAGAUGACUGUUCAGUAAGCGAACACCAUCGAAAGGCUUUGGGUAAGAGACACGCCGAACUGUCCCCGCUUGCUGAAGUGACUGAGGAAAUAGAAGAGGCAAAAAAAGAGAUCCAGGAUUUGGAGAGGCUGUGUGCAAAGUUAAACACCCCAGAAGAGAGACAGCUGCUAGAACUUGCUCUAGAGGAAAAGGAAGCUGCUGACCGGAGAAUCAGCACUCUUUGUCGCAAGCUUUUCCAGAUCUUGAUACCGAGGGAAAAAUAUGACAACUGCGAUGCUGUACUAGAAGUGACGUCUGGGAGGACAACUGGAGGUGACAUUUGCCAGCAGUUUACACAAGAAGUGUUUGAGAUGUACCAGGGCUAUGCUGACUUCAAACGCUGGACCUUUGAGAUUCUGAAUUACACUCCAACUGGCUACGCUGGGAUACACCACGCAGCCGCGCGUAUUUCCGGGGAGAGCGUCUACAGGCAUUUGAAGUAUGAAGGAGGUACGCACAGGGUGCAGCGGAUCCCUGAGACUGGCUUAUCUUCAAGAAUGCAGCGAAUCCACACGGGGACCAUGUCCGUUAUUGUCCUCCCCCAGACAGAAGAGGUACAGAUCAAAGUAGACCCAAGAGAUCUGCGGAUAGAUACAUUUCGAUCCAGAGGGGCAGGAGGUCAGCACGUUAAUAAGACAGACAGUGCUGUGAGAAUUGUACACAUUCCUACAGGGAUAACUGUCGAGUGCCAACAGGAUCGAUCUCAGCUGGUGAAUAAAGAAACAGCCCUGCGGACCCUGCGAGAGAAGCUGUACCAGCAGACCAUCGAGAGGGAGCUGAGUAAAAAGACCAGCGCCAGAAAGCUGCAGUUAGGGACAAGAGCUCAGUCAGAGAGAAUUCGCACGUAUAAUUUCAGCCAAGACAGAGUCACUGACCACAGGAUCGCCUAUGAAGUCCGCAGUAUCAAGGAAUUCCUGUGUGGCGGAGCGCCGCUGGACGAUCUGAUCAGCAAAUUGUUGGAAGCAGCAGAGAUGGAAGCUCUGGUGGAACACCUAGAACACAACUGUAAACCUCUACAAGGAGAUUAGUGACUUCUAUUAAACAAACAAAAA
Molecule: messenger RNA, 1453 nt
Organism: Gekko japonicus
Lineage: Eukaryota; Metazoa; Chordata; Lepidosauria; Squamata; Gekkonidae
Gene: MTRF1
Product: mitochondrial translational release factor 1
Exons: 10
Coding region: 89-1429 (446 amino acids)
Biological process (GO): translational termination
Molecular function (GO): translation release factor activity
Source: RefSeq, a predicted model, not a curated record